Moesziomyces antarcticus is the source of this 1215-nucleotide messenger RNA. Its product is annotated as clavaminate synthase-like protein. The transcript has a single exon. NCBI's taxonomy places the organism in Eukaryota, Fungi, Basidiomycota, Ustilaginomycetes, Ustilaginales, Ustilaginaceae. The record is from RefSeq and is a predicted model, not a curated record. Gene Ontology annotation, molecular function: sequence-specific DNA binding; histone H4R3 demethylase activity. Gene Ontology annotation, cellular component: cytoplasm; nucleus. The coding region runs from base 1 to 1215 and encodes 404 amino acids. Gene Ontology annotation, biological process: positive regulation of translational termination; negative regulation of gene expression; protein hydroxylation.
AUGGGGGUGCUGGAAGACGAGGUGGUGAUUCGUUUCGAGACGGCGCCUAGCUACCGCGAGUUCUUCGAACGGUGUCUGGUGGCCAACCGGCCAUGCAUCCUACCGCGCUCCCUCAUAAGCCACUGGCCAGCCGAGCAGUCGCGUGCGUGGGUCUCACCUCACGACGGCUCCAUCAACUGGUCUGCACUGAAGCUACACUACGGCUCGCAGACUGCACCGGUGGUCGUAACACGGACGAAUGCACAGGGUGACGAGGAGGAAGACAGGCAGGACAUGACGAUCCGUGAUGCUAUCGACCUCAUCCUCGCCCACCGCACCGACCCUUCCAACAUCAAGGCGAUCUACAUCAAGGACUGGCACAUGAUCAAACAACUCCACUCCGACGGUUCUGGAGUGGGGGACCCUUAUGUGGUGCCGGAGAUCUUUGCAGACGACUGGAUGAACAAUGUUGGUGCGGGGGAUGAUGAUUUCCGCUUCGUCUAUGCGGGUACUGCUGGAUCGCAGACUCUGCUACACCGCGAUGUAUACACUUCAUACUCGUGGUCUACGAACGUGGUGGGUCGCAAGCGGUGGCACUUGUUUCCUCCGCGUGUGGUGGAGCAUCUGCGUCGAUUCCCUGCCGUCGACACCUCCCCCAUGGUACCCGACAUCCAAAGUUUGCAAAACAUCAUCGACGCAGGGACGGAGGGGAAAGAGUACAGCGAAUUGCACAGGGCUUGGGAGGCAGUGCAGGUGGUGGAUCAGCAAGAGGGCGAGACGAUAUUCGUGCCGAGCAACUGGUGGCAUCAGGUGCACAACGUGGGCGAGUGCAUCUCGAUCAACCGCAACUGGUGCAACGCCGUCAAUGUGCCGUCGCUGUACAAGUCGAUCGAAGCCGAGCUCGAACAUGUCGAACAGUCGCUCUGCGAUGUGCGCGAGAUGCUCUCCAACAACACGGAAGGACAAGAGUGGAAGCACGAGUUCUAUAAGCUCGUUCAGGACGUUGCAGUUCAGGACGCAGGUUGGGCCUGGCAUGGGUUUUGGAAGAUGGUCCUCAGGAAUCUGCAAACCCCGCCGACGGACAGCAGGUACAGGCCGGAUGCAGAGUGGGUGCAAACGCGCAUCCUGCCCCUUGCUCAGCAGUUCGAGACCAGGCAAGAUGCUCAAUGGCUCGACGCAAGCAUCCUCGACACUGCACGUCAAUGUCGACAGAUGUUACAAGGCCAAAUGGGAUAA